GUGAUUUUGGGAUAGAGUAGGUAAUUUUGUGAUUUUGUGCAGAUAUUUAGAUAAAUUUGAACCGAAAAUAGUCUGUCGACAUAACUUAAAUUAUACUGUGUUAGCUGAAUAUAAAAAAAACAUCGAUUUAUCUUUAAAUUUAAGUACUUUUCAACAGGUGUCCAUACGAUAGGAUUGGAAAUAAUUUUACACCUAACAUAUUUUUUGAUAUUUCGUGUUUAUUAUACGUUUCAGUGAUUAUGAUUGUUGUUAAAACAUAUCCAAACACUGUUAAUAUCUCGAUCGACAUAUUUGAAUAUUGAACGGGCUUUUCGCGGUUCAACGUCGACAAGUAUUUUGACGAUGUUCAUUUCGAACAUAAAGAGCAAUAGUUGAUCGUAUUUUGUGUAUCUAUUUACAAUGGGCCUGCUGAUAUCAAAAAUUUGGAGCUUGUUCGGAAACGAAGAACACAAGCUGGUACUAGUUGGGCUUGAUAAUGCUGGUAAAACAACAAUACUGUACCAACUUCUUCUUGGAGAAGCUGUUCACACUCGACCAACAAUUGGUUCCAAUGUUGAGGAAGUUGUGUGGAGGAACCUGCGCUUUGUCAUGUGGGACCUUGGUGGCCAACAGAGCUUGCGAUCUGCAUGGAACACUUACUAUACCAACAGUGAAUUUGUCAUUAUGGUGAUAGACUCCACUGACCGGCAGCGUUUGGGCAUAAGCCGCGAGGAGUUGCACCGCAUGCUCACUCACGAAGAACUUAGCAGAGCUUGCUUGCUCGUGUUUGCUAACAAACAGGACGUGAAGGGGUCGAUGACCGCUGCCGAGAUAUCCGAGCAGUUGGACCUUACGUCUAUCAAACAGCAUCCGUGGCACAUCCAGGCGUGCUGCGCUCUCACAGGCGAAGGAUUGCAUUUGGGCCUUGAAUGGAUCGCAAGUCGCAUCAAGAAGAAAUGACACCGUACACCACAGCUUAUAACGAUCCUCUUCCUUUUUAUGUCAAAGUAUAUUUCUCGUACACAA
Molecule: messenger RNA, 1005 nt
Organism: Pararge aegeria (speckled wood butterfly)
Lineage: Eukaryota; Metazoa; Arthropoda; Insecta; Lepidoptera; Nymphalidae
Gene: Arl5
Product: ADP-ribosylation factor-like protein 5B
Exons: 5
Coding region: 400-939 (179 amino acids)
Biological process (GO): intracellular protein transport; vesicle-mediated transport; protein localization to Golgi membrane
Cellular component (GO): trans-Golgi network; cytoplasm
Molecular function (GO): GTP binding; GTPase activity
Source: RefSeq, a predicted model, not a curated record